Molecule: messenger RNA, 1206 nt
Organism: Vicia faba (fava bean)
Lineage: Eukaryota; Viridiplantae; Streptophyta; Magnoliopsida; Fabales; Fabaceae
Source: the annotation of a GenBank genome assembly
AUGGCCAUGCUUGCUUCUUCUUCACCUACCUUGCUCUUCUCUGCAACCUCUUCCAAUCUCCUCCCAAUUUCACAUUCUUCCACUUUGCGCCUUUCUUUCUCUUCUUCACUACAAUCCUCCUCUUUCUCAAUCUCCUCAACCUUUUCAUCACAUCCUUCUUUAACUUCUAAACGUUUUGCUAACCAUGCUACCUUCAGCAUCAGUGCCAGUGCAGCAGAGAAGAAGAAGGUGUUGAUCGUAAAUACCAACAGCGGUGGACAUGCUGUGAUUGGAUUCUACUUUGCGAAAGAGCUUCUUGGUGCUGGACACUCUGUCACCAUUCUCACUGUUGGUGAUGAAAGCUCAGAUAAGAUGAAGAAACCUCCUUUUAACAGAUUCUCAGAAAUUGUGAGUGCUGGAGGCAGUACAGUAUGGGGGAGUCCUGCAGAUGUAGGAAGUGCUGUAGGAGGGGAAGCAUUUGAUGUGGUUUUGGACAACAAUGGCAAGGAUCUUGAUGCUUCGAGGCCGGUGAUAGAUUGGGCCAAGAGUGCAGGUGCCAAGCAAUUCUUGUUCAUCAGUAGUGCCGGAAUCUACAAACCAACGGAUGAACCUCCUCAUGUUGAAGGGGAUGCUGUCAAAGCAGAUGCUGGUCAUGUUGGAGUUGAGAAAUACAUUGAAGAAACUUUUGACAGUUGGGCAGUAUUCAGGCCACAGUAUAUGUUAGGGUCUGGAAACAACAAAGACUGCGAGGAAUGGUUCUUUGAUAGGAUUGUUAGGGACAGGCCUGUGCUAAUUCCUGGCUCAGGAUUGCAACUCACUAACAUAUCACAUGUUAGAGACUUAUCUUCAAUGCUAACUUUAGCUGUUGAGAAUCCAGAUGCUGCGAGUCAUGGCAUUUUCAACAUUGUGAGCGACCGUGCAGUGACUCUAAAUGGAAUAGCCAAACUAUGUGCUCAGGCAGCAGGGCGUGCUGUUAACAUUGUUCAUUAUGAUCCAAAAGCUAUUGGAAUUGAUGCAAAGAAAGCUUUCCCUUUCCGUAAUGUGCACUUCUAUGCUGAGCCUAGAGCAGCCAAAAGUAAAUUGGGAUGGAGUUCAACCACAAACUUACCAGAAGACCUAAAAGAACGGUUUGAGGAGUACAUAAAGAUUGGGAGAGACAAGAAGGCCAUAAAAUUUGAGCUAGAUGAUAAGAUAUUAGAGGCCUUGAAAGUUCCAGUUUCUGUCUGA